Messenger RNA from Cucurbita pepo subsp. pepo (vegetable marrow), 1862 nucleotides. RefSeq lists its product as uncharacterized. Lineage: Eukaryota; Viridiplantae; Streptophyta; Magnoliopsida; Cucurbitales; Cucurbitaceae. The record is from RefSeq and is a predicted model, not a curated record.
AUGGCGUCUUCCGUGGCGUCCCUGGUUAUUGCUAUCUUAGUUGUUGCUCUAAGCUGGCGGCCAAUUUAUCGCUAUCCUCCAUCACCUGUGUAUUACUCUCCUCCUCCACCGGUGUAUCAUUCUCCUCCACCUCCUAUCUACAAAUCUCCUCCACCACCUGUGUAUUACUCUCCUCCUCCCCCGGUGUACCAUUCUCCUCCACCUCCCGUCUACAAAUCUCCUCCUCCACCUAUCUACCCCUCUCCACCACCACCGGUCUACAAAUCUCCUCCACCGCCAGUUUACCCUUCUCCUCCACCUCCAGUGUACUAUUCUCCUCCACCACCAGUCUACUAUUCUCCUCCACCACCAGUCUAUUCCUCUCCUCCACCUCCUACCUACAAAACUCCUCCGCCACCGGUUUAUCACUCUCCUCCACCUCCCGUGUACAAGUCUCCUCCACCACCAGUCUACUAUUCUCCUCUGCCACCGGUCUAUCACUCUCCUCCACCUCCCGUGUACAAGUCUCCUCCGCCACCGGUCUACCAUUCUCCUCCACCACCAGUCUAUCACUCUCCUCCACCUCCAGUGUACAAGUCUCCUCCGCCACCAGUCUACCAUUCUCCUCCGCCACCAGUCUACCAUUCUCCUCCACCACCUGUGUACAAGUCUCCUCCACCACCGGUCUAUUACUCUCCUCCACCGCCAGUGUACAAGUCUCCUCCACCACCAGUCUACUAUUCUCCUCCGCCACCCAUCUAUCACUCUCCUCCACCUCCUGUGUACAAGUCUCUUCCGCCACCAGUCUACUAUUCUCCUCUACCACCGGUCUAUCACUCUCCUCCGCCACCCGUCUACCAUUCUCCUCCGCCACCUACAUACUAUUCGCCGUCGAUUGCGGUAGACUACCGCUACUAUUACUCUCCGCCGCCACCUUUUAUGUAUAAGUCGCCGCUGCCGCCGGUUUACUAUGCACCUCAACCACCAUAUUAUAAAUUACCUCCACCUUUUUACUAUUACUCUUCUCCUCCUCCUCCCGUCUAUAAAUUUCCUCCUCCGCCCGUCUAUUCGUCUCCUCCGCCUCCCGUGUACUACUCUCCUCCUCCAGCAGUCUACCCGUCUCCUCCACCGCCUGUCUAUAAAUCACCCCCUCCACCGGUCUACUCGUCUCCUCCACCUCCUGUGUACUACUCUCCUCCACCACCUGUUUACUAUUCUCCUCCACCACCUGUCUACUACUCUCCUCCUCCACCGGUCAAAUACUCUUCUCCACCACGCGUCUACUACUCUCCUCCACCUCCUAAGAAGGAGGAUGAAGACAAAUCUCCUCCACCACCGUCGCCAAAGAAGUCUCCUCCACCAAAAAAGACACCCCCUCCACCAGAGGUAAAGAAGUCUCCUCCGCCACCACCUCCACGAAAGAAGUCACCCCCUCCACCAGCACCGAAGAAAUCUCCUCCACCGCCACCACCUCCACGAAAGAAGUCACCCCCUCCACCGCCACCACGAAAGAAGUCCCCACCUCCACCAUCGCCAAAGAAGUCUCCUCCGCCACCACCGCCGAAGAAGUCUCCUCCACCACCUCCAAAGAAGUCGCCACCCCGACCAGAACCAAAGAAGUCUCCUCCACCACCCUCGCCCGAGUACAAGUGGCCUCCUCCCCCAGCAUCGCCGUACUACUAGUAGGCUGAUAAGGAGUGAUUAUAAGGAAAAACAAUAAAUAAACAAAGGCAUUUGAAUUAAGUUCAAUAAAGGAGACGACCAUAUCAUAUAAUCUCAUCUAUAUGCUUCAAUCAUCUAUGCCUUUCAUUAAAUAAAAAACCUUCCAAUCCUUCCUAUUGUACCACACAUCGCAAUAAUAAUAUAAUAUUUACUUUCAAAUA